Saccharomyces paradoxus is the source of this 1710-nucleotide messenger RNA. Its product is annotated as sugar porter family MFS transporter. The coding region runs from base 1 to 1710 and encodes 569 amino acids. Lineage: Eukaryota; Fungi; Ascomycota; Saccharomycetes; Saccharomycetales; Saccharomycetaceae. The transcript has a single exon. The record is from RefSeq and is a predicted model, not a curated record. Gene Ontology annotation, cellular component: plasma membrane. Gene Ontology annotation, biological process: carbohydrate transport; transmembrane transport. Gene Ontology annotation, molecular function: carbohydrate:proton symporter activity.
AUGACUUCUGUUGGAGCGAACUCACUGAACGAAUGUACCUCUGUCGAGGCUAUAGAAGGUAGCCGUUUGGCUGCUGAUAAUUCUUCCCAUCUGUCAGCACCAACUGUGGAGGAGGACAAAGAUUUUCCUAAUAGUAAUGAAGAAGAAGCAGAGGAGGUUGUCAUCCCAGAGAAGCCUGCUUCAGCCUAUGUCACUGUCUCUAUUAUGUGUUUGUGUAUGGCAUUUGGUGGAUUUAUGUCUGGUUGGGAUACUGGUACGAUUUCUGGGUUUGUCAAUCAGACUGAUUUCUUAAGAAGAUUUGGUAGUUAUAGUCAUUCCAAAAAUACUUACUACUUGUCUAAUGUAAGAACCGGGUUGAUUGUGUCCAUCUUUAAUGUGGGAAGCGCAAUCGGCUGUCUUUUCCUGUCUAAACUGGGUGAUAUUUACGGUCGUUGCAUGGGUUUGAUUAUAGUUAUUAUCGUUUAUAUGGUUGGUAUUGUUAUUCAGAUUGCCUCUGUGGAUAAAUGGUACCAAUAUUUUAUUGGGAGAAUUAUCGCUGGUAUUGGUGCUGGUUCUAUCAGUGUCCUUGCUCCAAUGCUUAUUUCGGAAACCGCUCCAAAGCAUAUUAGAGGUACUUUGCUUGCUUGUUGGCAAUUGAUGGUGACAUUUGCCAUUUUCUUGGGUUAUUGUACUAAUUAUGGUACUAAGACUUACUCGAAUUCUGUUCAAUGGCGUGUUCCUCUUGGCCUAUGUUUUGCAUGGGCCAUUAUCAUGAUUGGAGGUAUGAUGUUUGUCCCGGAAUCACCUCGGUUUCUGGUACAAGUCAAGAAGCCUGAACAAGCUAAAGCUUCCUUUGCCAAGUCAAACAAACUUAGUGUUGACGAUCCUGCUGUGAUUGCCGAGAUCGAUCUUCUUAUUGCUGGUGUUGAGGCCGAAGAAGCAAUGGGAACGGCUUCUUGGAAGGAAUUAUUUUCGACGAAGGCCAAAGUCUUUCAACGUUUGUCAAUGACAGUCAUGAUUAACUCUUUGCAACAACUUACUGGUGACAACUAUUUCUUCUACUAUGGUACUACUAUCUUCAAAUCUGUUGGUAUGACGGACUCUUUUGAGACUUCUAUUGUCUUGGGUAUUGUGAAUUUUGCUUCAUGUUUCUUUUCACUUUAUUCUGUUGAUAAGUUAGGACGUCGUAAAUGUCUUUUGCUUGGUGCUGCUACUAUGACGGCAUGUAUGGUUAUUUAUGCUUCUGUUGGUGUUACAAGAUUAUAUCCCAAUGGUAAGGAUCAGCCAUCAUCCAAAGGUGCUGGCAACUGUAUGAUUGUCUUCACUUGUUUCUACAUUUUCUGCUUUUCCUGCACUUGGGGUCCGGUUUGUUAUGUGAUUAUCUCUGAAACAUUUCCAUUAAGAGUGAGAUCCAAGUGUAUGUCUGUUGCAACGGCGGCCAACCUGCUAUGGGGUUUCUUGAUUGGGUUUUUUACGCCUUUCAUUACUUCAGCAAUUAAUUUCUACUAUGGUUAUGUUUUCAUGGGCUGCUUAGCAUUUUCGUAUUUUUAUGUUUUCUUCUUUGUUCCAGAAACAAAGGGACUUUCUUUAGAAGAAGUUGACGAGAUGUGGAUGGACGGAGUUUUACCUUGGAAAUCUACAUCCUGGAUCCCAGCUUCUAGAAGAAAUGCCGAUUACGAUAACGAGAAAUUACAACAUGACGAGAAACCUUUGUAUAAGAGAAUGUUUUAA